Molecule: messenger RNA, 4368 nt
Organism: Rattus norvegicus (Norway rat)
Lineage: Eukaryota; Metazoa; Chordata; Mammalia; Rodentia; Muridae
Source: RefSeq, a predicted model, not a curated record
AAAAAAAAAGGAGGGCUGGAGCUGAGGCAAGGUUACCCAAAGUGGUGGUGAUUGUUUAGAGCAACAUGAGGUAACAAGGUGGAGCACUCCUCAGACUCUUGGCCAGUUGUGCUACUCACUAUCUACUGCAAUUGCGGAAGAUUCUCUGACAAGCACUGAGAGACACAUCUAUUUGUGUGUGCAACAAUAAGAUGUCUGCCCAUGUUUCAUUUUGAGACCAUGUAUCUCUGUGUUGACAUGCACACAGUAAGAAGGAUGAACUCAAGGGGCUCCAGGCCCUUGGAUGGUGAUGAGCAGUCCAGCACCCUGCUAGGAGAUAGUCACAGUUUAUUCAUGGCAGCAGCAACUUCCCCAUCCUUGGUCCCGAGGGAGGCUCCUGAGAGUGCUCAGGCACCCUGGAUUCCUCUCUGCCUGCAGAUUCCUCCCAGUGGUGACCAAGUAAUGUGAGUCUGAGCAGAGCAGUAUUUAACCUGUACAGAAAGAACCAUCCUGGGAUCCAGCUGGGAUCUUUGAGAAUUCUGAGAAUGACAACAUUGGAGAUGAGGAACUGACCUAGCCUCCCUGUUCAUCUUCAGCUUUGUUACUAGCCUCUUCCUGGACCUGACCUGGGCUGGUGGGUGAAGAAAAACUUCAGAGGUCAUGGGAGAUGAGCAGGGGACACCUUAGGAAAUUUGUAGGAAUACGUAAUAAUGACCAAAGCCAGAGUAUCUCAGGGAUCAAUACUCAGCACUGACCUGCACACUGAUGUUUCUCCCACAGGAUUUGGUAGCCUGAGUAACAAAAAAUUUCUUGUAUAAGCCCUUUUUCUGCAAAAGUCCAUGAGUUGGCCACAUCUGGGGCUCUAUGGGCUCCAACCUCUGGUCCUUGAACUUCUAUAGCAUCCCAUAAUACUCACAUAAAACGGUCAGCAAUGGAUCUCUGAAGACAGGCUCUGCGAUAUGUUCCUAUUUGAGCAACAUGGGACCUAUAAUCCUGUGUGAAGAGCCCGGUCCAGCGUCUAAGAACCCAGAACACCACAAGGGCAAACAAUGAAUCCUUCAGCUUCAACCCAAAAAUACAGCUUCUUAGCAGCAAGGGAGAGCAUGGACCACGGGCUCGGACAGGUUUCCAUGGCUUCACUCACGUCUGUCUAGUAUAUCCAAAAAUGACUUCCAAGUCCAGGACGAAGAAAGCCCUCUGCAACAAGGAUUUCUAUAUCAGAUCUCUUAAAUACCUGGGGCUUUCAGCUUCCUCUCAACAUGACUGUUGGGGAACUGCCCCACUUGAAAGAUGGGUCUACCUAAGGAAGCUGCUGUGGGGAAAUCUGGAACAGCGAUAGUUUGUAGACAACUGACUUCCCAUCUGUAUGGAGGAACAAUUCUACAAGCUAGGACAGCUAUACCGUGAUGGCGGAUGAUGAAGAAAGCAUGGAUUAGGUCACUCUGUGCAACCCUGUAAGGUAUACCGAGUAGGACGUAAGAUGACAGAGCAAAACAUAGAGAAAGUAAACUGACUUUUAUAUGAGAUGAGAAUGAAAUAAAAAGCCAUCUUCCCAGAACAGAAGAAGGCAUCUAGGUAUCCCCCAGGGAUGACAGGAAAGAGGAAACACAUUUUUCACUCUUGGAUGUAACCCUGAAGACUUCAGAGCUCCCUCCUACAUCUUCCCUCAUGUCUCUGCAGCUUCCAGACACUGAAGAUGCAGGAGACCACCUCCAACCCCAAGAUCCUGAGAUACCACAUCAUGCAGCACACACUGGAGCAGACACCGUACUCCCAGGAACAUUCGGUGGUUUUCUACUGCAAACAGACUCGGCCCACGUUCCUGCUCUUUGGCAGCUCCAUUGAGAGUUCCGGAGCCACAAAAGCAAUUUCUGCCUGAGAGUUAGUUCCACAGGCAGGCAGGUGCCGCCCUCAGGCUGGAAGGAGUGAGCCAUCACCUGGACCAGGUACAAAGUCCCAGAGAGGAAGGAAAGGAUGCUGAAAGGUCCUCCCGGUUAUUGUACGUGUCUGUAUGUCCUUCCAUUCUCCAGUCUUGCACGUGUCUGUAUGUACAUCUCGAUGUCUGUCAGCUUGCACUCAAGGACGGGAUGGAAACACUCAUGGACAGUCUGGCCCUUGCAUGUCAGAUUAUGAUGAGAAGACUUCCAAUGUCUGGCACCUAAUCACUCCUGAGAGGGAGGCAGCAUUCACAUCCUUGCCCACAGUAUGUUCCCUGAGAAGUGCUAAGAAACAAUCCCAUGCCCAGAGCCACUUGGCUUCUUCUCUUCCAAGCUGAUAUCAGUGGCAUUGGGCAAAUAUUAGGAAUUCAGAUGGUAUGGCAGUAUACUUAAGUGACUCCAUGAAUUCCACCAGAGAACUCCUAAGCGUAAUAAAGAACUUCAGCAAAAUGGCUGGAUAUAAAAUUAACUCAAACAAAUCAGUAGCCAUCCUCUACUCAAAGGAUAAACAGACUGAGAAGAAAAUUAGGGAAACGACACCCUUCACAAUAGUCACAAAUAAUAUAAUAAACCUUCGUGUGACUCUAACCAAGCAAGUGAAAGAUUUCUAUGACAACAAGAAGUUGGAAUGCCAAAGAAUGGAUGCUUCAGUCCUUCUUAAAAGAAGAACAAAAUAUUCACAGGAGGAAAUACAGUGUGGAUAAAGUGUGGAGCAGAGACUGAGAGAAAGGCCAUGCAGACUCGGUCCCACACAGGGAUCCAUCCCAUAUACUGGAGAGUAGAACUGCCCUUCCGUAAAUGUGAUUUCUACCACAGCACAGCGAAGCCGGCGUAGAACUAGAAGGAUGGAAACAUGAGCACCAUGUACUCAGUGCCCGACUGCUCAACAGCAAAGAGCAAGCUCCGCUCUCAUCCUGCUGCAAGUCCUGGGGAUCCCCAUCCAGCACUGGGGCUUCCUCUAAUUAGCUCAGUCCCACCUGACAUCGUCGGUGGUCGAGACAACUCUGGUACCCAACUGGAGUCCAAACAAGGCUAAGUGAAGCUGCAGUUUGCCCAUCCUGGAUUCACAGACCCGUGGCAGUCCAGACAGUCUUGUAUUACUCAAAAUCUCCACAGUGCCGUGGUCCAAACUGUCAUCAGAGUCACUUGAUCUAAGAGACAUGAACCUGACAUGCGCUCCUGGAAGGCCACAGUUGUCCCUCAUGCUUCUCACCUUGUUUCGCUCUGUAACCCCAGAAAACUGUACACAGCUCCUGUCAUUAUAUUCUUCAGUUUGGAGGGGGGAGCACUAGAGACUUUAAAUGGCAUGUGCAAGGUCACACAAGUAGUCCUUGGUGUUGUGAUCAGCUGGGAAUUGAACUCAGGCAGCUGAACCCUAGAAACUGUACCUUUAACAUGCACCUGAAACUCCAAAGUGCAUGCCGCUGAAAGGUAAUUUGCAGUAUAAAAUGGUGGUUUUGUUGUUAGUGCAACCAUCUGUCCUACUAGGGCAUAAGCCCUUUGUUGCCCUGGAUGACCAAGCCUUGGGCUGGGACUCAUGGAGGGCCAUGCUAAGAAAUGUCCCCCAUUGAAAUAACACCAAAAGAAGUGGAAAUAGGAGUGAUCUGGAUAAGAAGGACUGUAAGAGGUUUUCAUACCAGGCAGGAAUUAGGUGGCUGCACACGGGAGCCCAGACAGCACUGUGAACUGUGAGUAAGGACCCACAGUUGGGUAAGGAAGGAAGUACACUCUGGAGAAAAGACAGGGCUUAGAGACAAGGUGCUGGCUUAGAGAGAGAAAUACCUAAGUUCCCUCCUCUCUUCUGCUGAGUUCCAGAGCCAUGGGGUUGGCACAAAGGAGCUUGGCACUGGGCUGCACGGCCAUCAUGUCAGUUCUACAGAUGACCAUGGCAGGGAACCCCAACUGGAUGCUGAACGGCAAGGCCCAGGUGUUGGCAGACCUGAGCGCCCAGGAGAUCCAGGCCGUGCACAGCAUCCUGAUGAGCAGGACAGAGCUGGAUCUGCAGCCAUCAGACACACGGGCUUUAGACAAGAAUUCUGUGCUCCUCAUUGAGACACUACUGCCCAAGAAGAAGGAUGUCCAGGAGUUUCUGAAUAAAGAAACCAACCCUCCUGUGCGGGAAGCCCAUGUCAUCAUUUUCUUUAGUGCCCAGGAGCACCGUAAUGUCACUGAGUUUGCUGUAGGGCCCCUGCCACAGCCCAUCUACAUGAGAGAACUGUCCCCCAGGCCUGCGAAACAUCGAUCCUGGGCAUCCAGACCCAUGUGCAAAGCAGAGCAAAGCCUUCUCUACCACAAAGUCAAGGAGGCUAUCACACCCUUACAGGAGCUUUUCCUUCACACCACCGGCUUCUCAUUGGAGGAUGCAAUGGCCAGUGUCUGACCUUCACCCAUUGGUCCCCAUAGUGUGGAGAGAGGCUGUGCAUAGCAUUCUGAUGAGCAGGGUAGAACUGGA